Molecule: messenger RNA, 6812 nt
Organism: Diabrotica virgifera virgifera (western corn rootworm)
Lineage: Eukaryota; Metazoa; Arthropoda; Insecta; Coleoptera; Chrysomelidae
Exons: 56
Coding region: 297-6320 (2007 amino acids)
Source: RefSeq, a predicted model, not a curated record
CAUUAGGAAAUAAUGUCCAUGAUAAAAAUUUAGUUUUGGUACAAUAAAAGUACACAAGUUUUUAUAUCUGUUCAUCGAACGCCAUAUUUUCAAAAUACACACCAUUGGUUAAUAUAUAAGGGAAUGUAGUUACUAAAAAAGUGUAGUUUGUUUUUUAAAAAAGUGUUUUGGCAAAGUGUCAGUGAGUUUACAACUACACCAUUUUGUAAUGCCAUUGUGAACACAGGAAAUGUAGUGUCAUGGAUAAUCAGUGGAAUCAGUUUCUUCAUGUUAGUUAAUUUUUGUAUAUUUUCUACAUGGAAAAAGCCUAUGAUAUGUCAAGUUUCUUGGAUGAUAUUGAGAAUGUUAAAUUUGAUGAACAAGCUAUCCAUAAAAUGCAACAAGAACCUACUCCCAAGAAGGUCAAUCCAGAAACCGACAAUAUUGUAUUAGAUCUUGAUGACCUUAUUAAAGGCUACAAGGAUGAUCAAACACCAGUAGAUCAAAGUACCAAAACAAAACAGACUAAACCGAAACAGAAUAAUUCUCAGGACAAUCUGUUAACAAAGGACAAAAGAACUGUGUCCCAUGCUGUACAAGGGGCAAAAAAGAGUGUUAGCGUUAACUCAGAUUUUGAGUUAGUUAAAAAGGAGUCACUAAAUAGGCAACCGUUUGACAUGUUUCAUUUAAAACCAUCCAAGCCACCUGACGACUCCCUAUCAGAUAUGUUCAAUUUGAACGGAUAUCAUGAUUCAUCCCCUUCUUCGGAACCCGUGGAGGAAGAAGUUAUGGCGGCGAAACAAGUAAAAUCUGUAGAAUUUGGUUUAUUUCCUGACCCAUUACACCUAAAGGAUAACGCUGCAAAUGCUACAAGUAGUAAGGCCACAGCUACUCCUAAGCCAAUACCAGAUCCUUUAGGCUUAUUGGAUAAAUCUAAACAAGUUCAGGAAAACAUCGACAAAACGAAACAAGAUAUACACAACUUUAUAACAGAUCCAUUCGGGCUUAAGGAAAAAGCUAGGCAAAAGGAAGAACAAGCUUCAAAAGACUCUAAAGUAGAACCUACGAAUCCAAUAAUAAAUAUUCCAUCUCUACCAGAUCCCCUAAACUUACAGGAAAAAACUAAACAAAUAAUCGAUUCUCUUAAAAAUGCCGCUGAUGAUGCUAACGCAGCAUUUGAUAGCAUAUCCAGCAAGCUUCCAGAUCCCUUAAAACUAAAGGAAAAGUCAGAUACGUUAGCAGAUGCUGUAAAAAAUACUAUCGAAACUUCUGAAAAAGCUCUUACGGAUAUUAAAACUCUUCUACCAGAUCCGGUAAAAAUACAGGAACAAACUAAAGAUAUAUCAGCUGCAAUGUCUGAGGCAGCUGAAAAUUUUAACAAAGCCAUAGACAAUAUCCAAAACGCCAUACCUAAUCCUACACAACUGCAGGAAAAAUCAAACGAAAUAAAAGCUGCAUUGGAAAAGACAGCAGAAGAGUCUUUAAAAGCGAUUGAAAAUAUUGAAAGCUUUAUUCCGAAUCCGGCAAAGUUUCAUGAAAAGUCACAAGUUAUUUCAGAUGCACUAAAAAAUGCAGAAAAGGCUUCAAUAGAAUCAUUUGAAAACAUUUCAAAAGUAUUACCAGAUCCUACAAAAUUGACUGAUAAAUCUAAAGCAAUUUCGGAAGCUAUUGAUUCUGCUUCACAAAACUCUAUAAAAGCUCUAGAUGAUAUUACUAGUAGUAUCCCAGAUCCUUUACAUCUACAGGAAAAGUCAAAACAGAUUUCUGAUUCUAUAAAGAGUGUAGCAGAAAACUCUCAAAAAGCGCUAGAAACCAUACACGCAGCACUUCCAGAUCCUUUAAAGUUGCAGGAAAAAUCGAGUGAAAUUGCUGCGACAAUUAAAAAUGCCACCGAAGCAUCGCAUAAAAUGCUUGAUGAGAUUCAGGGUAACAUUUCUGAGUCCUUUAAAUUAGAGGAAAAAUCUAGCAAUAUAGUAAGCAGUAUAAAAAAAGUUGCUGAGAACUCUGAUAAAGCUUUAGAAUCCAUCACAGUGUCUCUACCCGAUCCUUUAAAAAUACAGGAAGCAUCCAACAAAAUAGCAACAACACUCGGUGAUAUCUCCAAAAGCAUUCCUGACCCAUUGGAGUUUCAGGAAAAAUCGAAGAAAAUACUUGAAGGGAUAAAAACUUUAGCAGAAAGUUCUACUAAAAGCUUGGAAGAGAUAACUGGCUCAAUACCGGAUCCAGCAGAGAUAAAGGAUAAGUGUACUAAAGUAACCGCUGCUCUUAAAACUGUAGCUGACACUUCUACCAAAGCAUUUGACGAUAUCAAUAAAGCUGUAGUUGAUCCAGCUCAACUACAGACUGCAGCUUCUAAGAUCACGGAUGAUUUGAAGGUUUCCUCUGAUGCUACAGUUAAGGCACUUUUAGCCAUCAAUAAUAUGGUGCCAGAUCCUCGCAAAUUUCAGGAACAUUUUGUUAAACUUGCCACUAAUGUGAAAACUCUAGGAGAAGCGGCCAAUGUCGGGCUGGAAAAUAUUCAAAAGGCGAUACCUAAUGCUUCUGAUCUACAGCUAAAAUCCACUCAAAUAUCAAAGGCGAUAGCCGAUACAGUCGAAAAUUCAAAUAAAGCUUUUGACAGUAUAACAACAGCACUACCUGAUCCUACUAAUUUUCAGAAACAAUCCCAACAAAUUACGGAAGCCUUAGCAUCUACAACUGAAAAUACUAGCAAAGCAUUUGCUAGUAUUAAAACUGCAUUACCAGAUCCUACCAAACUUGAGGAGCAAUCCAAAAAAGUUAGUGAGGCUCUAGUAGAUAUUGCGGAAAAGUCUACUAAGGCUUUUGACACUAUUUACAGUACUAUACCGGAUCCAAAAACAAUACAGGAUUCUUCUAAAAAAAUAACAGAAGCAAUAAGUACUGUAGCUGAGGAAUCUUUAACUGCAUUUAAAAGUAUUGAGAGUUCUUUACCGGAUCCCCUAAAAUUACAGGAAAAAACUAAAGAAAUUACAAGCGCUUUAACUAAAUCUGCUGAAAUCUCUAGCAAAGCAUUAGAAAGUAUUAUAAGUACCGUACCAGAUCCUCAAGUUCUUCAGGACAAGUCAAAGCAAAUUGCAGACUCAAUUACAGAUUUAGCAGAAAAUUCUAAUAAAGCCUUAGAAGGAAUUCACAAAGCUCUACCAGAUCCCUUACAAAUACAGUCGAAAUCUAAAGAAAUAACCGAGCUUUUAACAAAUGCAGCUGACAGUACUCUCAAGGCAUUUAGUACUAUUGAGAGUGGGAUUCCCGAUUCAAUAAACAUACAGGCAGGUACCAAAAAAAUUACAGAAAUGCUACAAGAUGUAGAAAAAAAUUCAACUAAAGCGUUAGAAGAUAUUAAAACGGUACUACCAGAUCCAGUAAAAAUACAGAAUGAAACUCAGCUGAUCACUAAGGCACUAGCCGACACGGUACAAAAGUCGAAUGAAGCAUUUGAAAGCAUCCAAAAAGCGGUACCCGGUGUACUGGAAAUACAGAACAAGUCGACUAAGAUUACGGAUGCAUUGACAGAAGCUAAUGAUAAAUUCACUAAAGUAUUUGAUAAUAUUGAAAGUGUAUUACCGAAUACUUUACAAAUAGAGAACAAAUCCAAAGAGAUUUCUGAUGCCCUAGCUAAUGCUGCUGAAGUAUCAACCAAAGCUUUUGAUGGAGUGUUGAGUGCGCUUCCUGAUACUGACAAAAUAAAGGAACAAUCGGACCAUAUUACACAGGGACUCCUUAAAAUUAAGGAAGAAUCUACCAAAGCUUUCGAAAAUGUUCAGAAUGGUUUACCAGAUCCCUUAUUAUUUCAAAACAAGUCCAAAGACAUAACUGAAGCUUUAACAGCAGCAGCUGCAAGCUCUACUAAAGCUUUUGAAGCAAUUAAUUCUUCAUUACCAGAUCCCCUAGACCUAAAGAAAAAAUCUGAUCAAAUUAUAGAUGCCUUGAAUAAGGCGAACGAAUCGUCCAACACAUCAUUUGAUAGCAUUACAAAUCUUCUACCAGAUCCAACAAAAAUUCAGGAAAAAUCCCAAAUCAUUGCAAAAACUCUAACCGAUAUAACUGAAGAAUCAAAUAAAGCUUUUGACAGAAUUAAUGAUAUAAUACCCAAACCAGAUGGGCUGCAGAGUAAAUCCAAAGAAAUAACUGAUGCGAUAGGAAAUAUAGGAGAGACUUGUAACAAGGCGUUUCAAAAUAUAGAAAGCGUUUUGCCAGACGCUACUAUAAUACAGAAAACGUCAAAUAAAUUAUCAGACUCAAUUAAAGAUGCCACCGAAUCUACAGAUAAAGCUUUUUUGGAUAUACAAAAUUGUUUACCAGAUCCAAAAAAGAUCGAGGCUCAGUAUACAAAUAUUAAAGACUCAAUAUCUUUAGCAAACAACAAAUCUCAACAAGCUUUCGAAGGAAUUCAAAGUAUGUUACCAGAUUCUAGUGAAAUAGAGAAAGAGACAAAUAAAAUUGUAGAAAUAUUGGCGAAUGUAACAAAAAGUUCAAACAAAGCUUUUGAAGACAUAAAAGCGCAUGUAGCUGACCCUAUAGAACUACAGGAAAAAUCACAGCAAAUUUUGGAUUUGUUAACUAAAACAGUUGAUUACUACAAUAAUGCUUUAAAAAAUAUCAAAGAUUCUGUCCCAGAUUCAUCAAAACUUCAACAGGUUGAAGAAGAAAUUGUUAAAAUAAAUACGGACUCAAGUCAGGCAAUUGAAAAUAUCCUUAAAGUUUUAAAAAACGAGCCAGAUUUGCAGAGCAAAUCCAAAGAUAUUAUAGACACAAUUACAAAUUCAAUUGAAAGCUCCAACAAAGCUAUCGAAAGUAUUAAUUCUGCAAUACCAGCUGCCUUUGACAAGAUAAAUAAGUCUGUCCCAGAUGUUUCCACGAUUGAGAAAGUUGCCAGUCAAAUAGCAACUGAAGCUGAAAAAUCCAAAAGUGCCAUUGAAAAAGUUAACCAAGGGUUGCCACAGAUUUUUGACGGUAUCCAAAAGUCUAUACCAGAUGAAAAGCAAAUAAAGGAAUUAUCUGAAAAGCUAGUGAGUGAUGCUACAAAUUCAAGCAAGGCCAUUGAUAAUCUAGCCAAAUUUAUACCAACUCUUUUCGAUAACAUUCAAUCUUUUCUCCCACAACAAGAUAAGAUACAGGAAAUGGCUAACAUAGUAGCAGAAAGGUCAAAAAUAUCUACCGAAGCCAUAGAAAAUUUGGGCAGCAGCUUACCAAAAGCUUUUGAGCAAAUCCAGAAGGUUAUACCCGAUUCAGUAAAAUUACAGAAUCUACUAAAUAAAAUUGUUGAAGAAGCUGAAAAGUCGAAUAAGGAGAUCGAUGAAAUGGUGAAGGUUGUACCAAAGUCUUUUGGAAACAUUCAGAGUGCUAUACCAGAUUCUACAAAAAUAGAGCAACUAGCUAAAGUACUAGCAGAAGAAGCAACCAAAUCAACUGAGUCAAUUGACAAACUUAGCACGGCUUUGCCUAAAGUUUUUAAUCAACUUCAAACAGCCAUACCAGAUUCCCAGAAAAUACAGCAAAUAAGUGACAACGUAGUUCAAGAGCUCCAAGUAACGAAAACCAAACUAGACGAUUUAAACACUAGUUUGCCAAAAUUGUUUGACGACAUACAAACUUCUGUACCAGAGAUAUCAGAGAUACAGACAAAGUCCAAAGAGAUUAUUGAAGCACUAGCUUCAGGUUCCAAAAAUUCAAACAAAGAUUUGGAAAAUAUUAAGACUGUUUUACCACAAGUAUUCGAGAGCAUUCAGACAUCUUUACCAGACCCAAUAAAAAUACAGCAAGUUGCCGCUAAUAUUAAAAACACAGCUGAAAACACUACGAACGCUUUGGAAAACUUGGAAAACUCUAUACCAGAUCCUGGAAUCAUACAAGAGAAAUCUAAAGAUAUUACUACAUUACUGAAAUCUACAAUUGAAGACACUAAUAAAGCAUUUGAUAAUAUCAAAGAGCUUUUGCCAGAAUUUGUAAAGAUACAGAAUAAAACAAGUAGUAUUGGGGACAUGUUAAAAAAUAAUGAAAGUUCAUCUGACGAACAUCCUAAAAACACUACAAAUAGAUAUAUUGAUUUGGAUUUUCAGAGGACGUCCCAGGAAAUGGUAGAGACCAUUACAAAUGCAACAGAAAACUGCAACAAAGUAUUAACAGACAUACAAAAAGUAAUGCCUGACCUGAUAAGAGUAUUAGAAAAAUCUACUCAAAUGGUAGAUAAUCUAUCAGAAGCAACAAAAAAAUCUAAUGAAAUAAUAGCAAAAUUGGAGAACACGUCAGCUAAGUCAACAGAAAUAUCAAAUAAAAUUUUAGCCGGACUAGAGGUAACCCAUCUAACUAAAAGAUAUGACUAAAUUGUGUAAAUAUUUUAGUAUUAAUAAUUGUUAUUAAUUUUAUAUGGAUCUGAUAUUGUAUUUUUACCAAAUAUAUCAAAUGCCUGCAAGUUCUCUAUAUGUAUACUAAAUAACUAAAAGAACUUAUAAUACAUACAAAUUAACAAAAAAAUUGUACGCCUACACAAUUUGUUUCAAGAAUACGAAUGAAAUAAUAAUUUUUAGCUCUAUGUACUCGUCUAUACCAAAAAUGUGUUAUUAGUACCGACUUUAUGAAAUAUUUAUAAUAACCAAGUGAAUAACACCAGCAAAUAUUAUGAAAUAAAGUAUAACUCUAAUUAUAGCUCGCACAAAAAUAGAUGAAAACAAAAAGAUGGUAGGCAACUGUAAAUACCUGUCUCUGACCUUUUAUUUUGUUGUAGCGCAUUAAUAAAAGUCAAUAAAAAGGAAAUACGUAUCUUCGGUUGUCUUUCAUCUUUUUAGAUAUAUUUUUAUUUAUUUUGGUACGAGCUU